Hibiscus syriacus is the source of this 697-nucleotide messenger RNA. Its product is annotated as disease resistance protein RPS4B-like. NCBI's taxonomy places the organism in Eukaryota, Viridiplantae, Streptophyta, Magnoliopsida, Malvales, Malvaceae. The record is from RefSeq and is a predicted model, not a curated record. The transcript has 2 exons. Bases 41 to 685 code for a protein of 214 amino acids.
UAGGGUAGUUUCAUGUUUAAGAAAAAGUAUUGAUUUUGUUAUGCCCGGAGGUGAAAUCCCAAAAUGGUUCAGCCAUCAAACAGUUGGCUCUUCAAUCAAGACACCACUGCCUAACAAUAUUCAGAAUGAUAGUCAAUGGAUGGGAGUUGCUUUCUGCUGCAUUUUUGUCAACGAUGAUGCUUCAAGGGAUGAGGAACUCACAUGUGAUGCUGUUAUCCAUCAUAGGAAUUCUGGACAAGCUGAUUCUGAUGGAUCUGGUUUUCGGGGUAGAAAUCCUCGACGUGUCUCUGUGGACGGCUGGAUUUUUUCUAAAGAAUAUAACCAGCCCAUAAUAAAGGACCACCUUUAUUGUUGUUUUUUGUUCCGUGACAGAUUAUAUCCAUUUUCCUUAGAGGAUAAAUGUGGUGAAAGUGAAACCGAGAAUUCAUCAACAUUGGAUUGCUCAAAUCAGGAAUUCGAUGAACUCCAGUUUUCAGUCAUAUCCGAUGAUAGUCACAUAAGUGUUAAGGUGAAGAAAUGUGGGCUUCGAAUAGUUUAUCAGAAAGAUUUGGAAGAUAUCAAUGAAGAUUCCGCCGCAGAUGGAUCAAUAGCUGAAGGUCCCCUUAUAAAGCGAAGACAUAAUGUUUAUGAAGAGACCGAGGCCGAGCCACAACCAAAAAGGAUACACAAGUUUUUCAAUUUAUGAUGGGCCGACCGG